Messenger RNA from Naumovozyma dairenensis CBS 421, 2136 nucleotides. RefSeq names its product Ndd1p (gene NDD1). NCBI's taxonomy places the organism in Eukaryota, Fungi, Ascomycota, Saccharomycetes, Saccharomycetales, Saccharomycetaceae. The transcript has a single exon. The record is from RefSeq and is a predicted model, not a curated record. Bases 1 to 2136 code for a protein of 711 amino acids.
AUGCAAAAUAAAGUACCUCGCUCUCAGAGGAAUACUAUCGGAGAUUCUUCCGCAACACUGGCUUUGGAUCAAAAUAAUAAUACGUCGAGUUCGACCCAACAGCAACAACAAAAUAACGUCAAAGAAGGAACCCCAUCUUUUGUUAUAAAUGAGGUAGAUAAUCAGAGUGAUACUAGUUUUUUCAAAUCAUUCACUGAGAACUUAAAAUACGUAUUCAAUAGUCCCUUACCAACUACUACUCAAUUUCCAACUCCAUAUUCAAAUCAAAUGAACCCACAAAAUAAUAUUUUUAACAAUAAACUUAACAAUAAUGCUAAUGGGAGUAAUAAUAUUGAUGACAAAUCGCCAAUGAAUCAACAAAGGGAUAAUGACUCCUCACUUAUAGAAAAUAGUAUGUUGCCUAAUCUUCCGUUAGUUGGUACUCUAAUUCAGCAACAAGAACAACAGGAGCAGCAAAAGCAACAGUCACGGCAACAGGUUAAUAAUUCACAAAUCCAAGAAGGAAAACAGAAUACAAUCCAGGAAAAUCAACAACCGCUACUACCACCUCCACAGCAGCAGCAACAACAACAACAACAACAAUAUAAGGCAGCGUCUGGAGAAACUCUUAAUGACAUGAAUGUUCAACCUUCAACUGCUUUAAAUUUCGGAACAGCUUUCCCAAAUGAGUUUUUAUUGGCAUCUCCUGAACAACUAAGAGAGUUUUUAUUGGAUUCUCCAGCUGGUUUUAAUUUCUUUCAUAAAACUCCUGCAAAGACUCCUUUACGUUUCGUCACUGAUAAUGCUGGUAUACAUUCUAACACAAAUAGUAAUAAUAAGAACAAUAACAAUAACAAUAAUCUAUUCAAUAUCCCUGUAGUUUCAAGUUCUGUUGAACGUACUAAUACUAAUAAUAAUAAUAAUAAUACAAAUAAUAAUAAUGUUCUCUAUUCGAUGCUAAAUUCUAGAACACCUCUUAGGAAAAUUGAUUUAAAUUUAAUGUUCAAUAGUAAUCAACUAUCUAAUUCCAUGUCACCAUCUAAACGAAUAUCAAUGUCUUUGACGCCAUAUGGUAGAAGAAUUCUAAACAAUUUUGGUACACCUUAUCCAAAAACUUUAAAUAUUAAUAAUAGUGAUAAUAACACUUCAAAUAGUGCAUUAAUAGAUUUCCAAAAUGCAAGAAAAGAUAGUAACAAUCAUAUAGUUCAAAAUAAACUAUUCCAAAGUCCAGAAUUAACAUUACAAGACUCACAAACGAGAUUAUUAAUGACUACUCCAAAACCAGAUAAAAAAUCGAAACUAUCCACAAAUGAUAUCAAACAUAUGAUUAAUAACAACAAGACUAAUAAUAAUAGUAACGAUAUUCAUUGUAACAAAGAAAAUUUACUUCCGAAGGCUAUAUCAGUUUAUGAUAAUAUUAACAACAAUAACAGCAGGAAUAAUGAUUAUGAUGGCGAUGAUAAUAAUAAUAAUCACACAGAUAUAUAUGGUUCUUCGCCGACAACAGUUCAAUUAAAUUCAUCUGUGACCAAAUCAAUUUCAAAACCAACAUAUUUACCUCUUAAUAAGGAUAUAAAUGAGCUUCCCACUUUAUCAAGAGCAAUACUAAAUAAUAAUCAUAUCAAUAACUCAAUUCAUAAUAACAAUAUUCCUAUUCUUACAACUACUAGUGUCAUUGAUCCAAACUUAGAUACCCGAUUACUAGAAGAAGAUGAUGAGGCAGUCCCCUUAUCACCAACGCCAAAGAAUAAUUUAACUAAUAAGCCAAUAAGAAUUCCCGAUUUGCCCAAAAUGGGAUCUUUUAAAAAUGAGAGAACAUUAUCAAUAGCAUCCAAUAAAUCAACAUCAUCAUCCAUCAAUCCUAUAAACCAGAUUGAUAAACCUGUACUAACGUCAUCUUCCAUUCAAAAGACAAUGAAAUCAACGAAUACAGGGAAAGUUAAAAGAAUAGUUAAGAAGCAACCAAAAUUUCAAAUAAUCGUAUCUAGCGCACAUCGAUUCAAUUCCACAGGGGGUACUAAUAAUCUUAAACAACAGAAAAAGAAAUCUAGCUUGAAAAGAUCCCAUUCUGAAAUAAAUGGUUCCAUACAUACAAAGAAUGAUAACGUGAAAAGGAAAAAUUAUGGCAAUGAUAACUCUAGUAACAAGAAUUUCUAA